This is a messenger RNA of Symbiodinium sp. CCMP2456, 588 nucleotides long. The record is from the annotation of a GenBank genome assembly. NCBI's taxonomy places the organism in Eukaryota, Dinophyceae, Suessiales, Symbiodiniaceae.
AUGGCCCCUAAGACCGGAGGUGCCGAAGCUACGUGGCUCGUUUGGUGUUUCGAGCAUUGCUUGAAGCCCGAGCAGGCCGUAGUACGUAAGGAGUUGGCGGCUCUUGCGACCAGGUUCGGAUGCAAGUUGGUGUGGCACAAGAAAUCCAUGAGCUUUCUCAGAUGGCUGGAGGGCAGGAAGGGGAGCAUACUGCUCGUCGCAGAUUGGCGAGAAGCCAAGCCCAUCACAGAGGAGAUCAGCAAGCAAAACAGGGGCCAUGACUUGCGCUUGUGUGUCGUCGCACAAACAGCAACGAUCCUUCGCCGAGCAUCCUUCUGGGCACGCGCUCAGAAUGGAUGUGCAGAGAUCAUGGUGACGCCGGGCUUCUUGCGACACAAAGUGGAGGAGUUGAUCGCAAGCUAUGUGCAGGUUGUGCAGGCCAAGCGCAUCGCAGAGCCGGCUAUGAGGACAUGUGCUGAGAUCACCGUGAGGUCUACAGACGAAUGGUUGUCCCUCUCCAGCCUUCUUGAAGCCGUAAAUGACCCCAUGCGGGCUCUUGGACUUGAGAAGCUCAUUCGUCAAACGAUGUGGCAACUCUACGAGGACUGA